This is a messenger RNA of Aethina tumida (small hive beetle), 3126 nucleotides long. RefSeq names its product integrator complex subunit 7 (gene INTS7). Gene Ontology annotation, cellular component: integrator complex. The record is from RefSeq and is a predicted model, not a curated record. NCBI's taxonomy places the organism in Eukaryota, Metazoa, Arthropoda, Insecta, Coleoptera, Nitidulidae. The coding region runs from base 90 to 2969 and encodes 959 amino acids. The transcript is spliced from 12 exons. Gene Ontology annotation, biological process: snRNA 3'-end processing.
UGUUUAUUGUUUAUAAAACAAAAUAUAAGAAUUAAUUGUUACACUUUAUGUUAUAUUCUUAGUUUUAAGAACAAAUUUUUGACUACAUCAUGUUAAGUACAAGAGUUUCAUCGUUUUCCGAAAACGGCUUUGGAGAGCCUGAUCAGGAUGCAAAUUCAGCCCUAACAGAACUGGAUAAAGGACUAAGAUCGGGUAAAUCCGGAGAACAAUGCGAAGCCAUAGUUAAGUUCCCUAAGCUGUUCGAGAAGUACCCAUUCCCCAUUCUAAUUAACGCCUCAUUGUUGAAACUGGCUGAAAUAUUCCGUACCGGCACCAACUUUUUACGAUUGUGUGUGCUGAGGGUGUGCCAACAGAGUGAAAGGCACCUGGACAAAAUUUCAAAUGUGGACGAAUUUGUGAGGCGAAUAUACAGUGUCCUCCACAGCAAUGACCCCGUGGCCAGGGCCAUUACUUUAAGAACGUUUGGAGCUGUGGCUGCCCUUAUUCCUGAAAGAAAAGAAGUCCAUCACGGAAUCAGGCAGAGUUUAGAUUCACAUGACAAUGUUGAAGUUGAGGCUGCCAUCUAUGCUGCCAUUCAGUUUGCAGCUCAAUCAAAGACAUUCGCAGUCAGUAUGUGUAACAAAGUGUCUGAUAUGAUCCAAGGGCAGUCAACACCAGCCAAUAUGAAGCUGCAACUGAUUCCAAUUUUACAGUACAUGCACCACGACACUAACACAGCAGCAAUGGUCAGGUCUCUUUGUAUUGACCUGUUGCCCAGUUAUCCAGCACAAGAUUUUGUUCUGGUUACUUUGAACACCCUCACCAAAUUGGCUGCUGCUACUUUGGUUGACAUACCUAGUCAGGUGAACUUGCUGCUACACUAUUUAAGUAAAGAUCCAAGGUGGGAGGUGAAACUGAAGUCACUGCACCACUUGUAUGAAUUAGCCAGGCCUGGGGCACAUUUGUGGCCUCCAGGAGCUGUUGACAACCUAAUUGACUUUGUAUUAAACACCAAACACGUCCAAAUAUUAACGCCAGCUUUAAGGGUGAUUAAUGUGCUGGUGGAGUCACCUGUGAUGUGCCAUGAACACAGAUCACCAAAAUCAAAGUUGAAGGAACUGUGUUCGAAGCACUAUUAUUCACAUCUUUCCGGAGUUGCCGUCCAGGCAAUUCAAAUAUCGACUAAAAUUUUAUGUUACUGUUACAACGAGAACGUAGAAACUGACGAUGCCAACGAAGUGAUUUACGCUUUGGAGGCGUUAAUUCUGUCGUUGACGUUCGACUACGAGAAAAAGCAUUCAGAACACUUAAAACUGGCGUUAAAAUGCGUAAUAAAACUGUGUGGAGCCAAACAAGAGCACUGCGAAACCUUCGUCGACUUAUUAGGAACAAGAUUAGACAACGUGGAAAACAACUACACGAACAUUAUCUGCGAAACAUUGGGGGCUAUUGGUGGUUUGAAGCCCAACACGUUGUUGCCCCUCUUAGACACGAUACGAGGUCUGUUGGCCACCUUGGGGGAGAUUGAGCGACCUACGCCGUCACAAACGAGGAUGAAAAUCAUGCUUUGCACCCUAAUAUUCCAGACAAUGUGCGGGUACUUCUGGAACGACGAGACGCAAAACGCCAUCUUCAACGUGGUCAACAACAACAACCUGUGGGCCAACUAUUGCAUAGCCAGGGCUGCCGUCAGAUACGGCCACCACCAAAUAGCCAACUACAUUUUUUCCAUGCUCACAGAGCACGUCAGCUCGGAGCAUUACCACUUCUGGCUGGUUUGCCUGAAGGAGAUGACGGAGGCGGAGGCCCAACUGUACGGCGAUGACGUCAGUACACUUGUAAACAGGUUGGACAACGGGAUUAAACACUACAACAAAGCCAUAGCUGCCCUAAAGGCCGCCAGCACCCCCUCCAACAACCUCCAGUUCCAAGCCGAGUACAUGCGAAUCAGGUGCGAGUUCCUGCAGUGUCUGGUGCAGCUGAUCUACACCUGCAACAUCCUGUGCAUAGUCCCGCCCCCCGCCAUUGCGUCCACGAUUGCGCAGAACACCAGGGACGAGUACCAGAAGCACGGCUACAUCACCAACCAGCUGAGGAAGUGCGUUAAAGACUUCAAAAACUGCGGGGAGCUCCACUGGAAGCUGUAUCAGACCGCUUUUGACGCCGACCCCACCACUUUGGAAAACAUGCAAAUACUUCAGCAAAUGUGCGUACUGGUGGAGCAAUGCAUUGAGACGAUGUGCGUGAGCGGAGCCAAAAUUCGGGAAGAACCCAUAGGAUUCACCUGUAAAAACAUGGUGCUCGAGUCCCAACAGCUGGUGAAAGCCUGCGAGAACACCGUGAUGAUUACCAGGAGUAUCGCCGAAGACUUGCACGUCUCAACUUUGUCCCACAAGCAAAUUGAGCUGCUGAAGAAAAUAGUGGAAGUCUUAACCAACGCCUCGUUGCCCAUUCCGAGGUACUUCUUCCAAGUACUGCAGUCCACCAGCGUGAAACUGGCCAUUUCACCCCAGCCUCGAGUGCUGGGCGAGUUUAUUAGCGUGCAGGCCGGCUCACAACUUGCCGUUAAAGUCGAAGGCGUCAUACAACACGGCAUGGAACCAGGUUUGUUCAGGCGCAUUGAAGAGGUUGUCAUCACCGUCACGUCACAACUCCAAACCAACACCAAAAACAAAGACGUGGAACCGAAGAAUUUGGAGACCAGCUCAGUUCUGACGCAGACAGUGUCGCCCCACAAGGACUUUUUCAUCGCUCAAUUCCUGCUGGCGUUCCCUAAAGGUGGACAAUACUUACUGGUGGUUGAGGCUUCAGUGGUUGAUGAGCAGAGCAACACCUGGAAAACCGGCCCGAGGUCCACCUUGACCGUUAAAGUUCCCGAGGAAGCGAAGGCGGUCCCUAUUGUCAUACCUGGAAUGGAAAUGGCUAAUAAUCUAAACUUGAUCCAAAUGCGGGAAGACAGUCUAUUUGCUAGGCCCCAUCAGAAGAAAUAAAAGACGACGUAUUUUAUUAAGUUUACACACUUUUAACAUUAAUUAUGUUUGUUAUUUUUGUACAAAUGUGUCUAGUUUUAUAGAUUAAGGUCUCAAGUUGUAGUAUGCAGUUUUUACAAUAAAUAGUACCAAAAUUGGGUACUUUAUUUUUCCCUAA